UUUGGUUUUUUAGAGCAAAGCAAUCAUCACCAAGUAUCUGAGCACAUCUGAGAACUCUCUGGGAAUCACUGAGUUGAACAUGAUCAACUCCUACUUGUGUUCGCUUGAUGUGGACACACUAAAGACCAUCACCACUAAAAGUAUCAGAAAUGCAAAACCCCUCAAUGUGACAUCUUGUUCACCCGAGCAAAAGAAAGUUCUCUAUGAGAUCAGUAACACUUCCUUCAGGACAUACCGUUACAGCUCAGACAACUUCUACGAUUUAGUCAAGGCCUAUAUAGGUGGAGCUCCUGUGGCUGAUGUCAAAAUACUGUCAGCACAAAACAUCAGCAUGGAUAUUGACAUUUUUAGGAGUCUCCAACUUGAAGUCAUCAAAGCUUUGACUGUGGAUGAUGUGCAAGCCCUCAUGGGUAACAGCCUGCGAGAUCUAAAGUUGUUUGAAAAUGACCCCAUCAUCCAGACCUGGGUCAAUUUGCAACCACAGUCGGACCUGAACAGGCUGGGUCUGGACCUCAUCAACAACAGGACUGAAGCCAUCACUGCAUCCCCCAGCUCAAGCGGAAAUACUCCAUCUAGUAAUCAGCCAUUAAGUACUACCACCAGUGGUGGUACUACUGGUAGCACUACUGGUAGCACUAGUGGUAGUACUAGUGGUGGCACUAGUGGUGGCACUAGUGGUAGCUCCAGUGAUAGCACCACCAGUGACGGGCAAGGUUCAAGCAUAUUCAAUGGAGUCAAACUCAUGACACCGUUACCAUCGCUGUUCCUGGCUGCUCUGCUGAUAGCUCUGCAACAAGUACUCCAGCAACCAGCUUGAGCUGACUUACUCAUGAUCACCGAGAGUCAACAAUGAUGUUUUAUCUUUUUGUUUUAAAUUUUGCUUGCAUCUUAAAAUUCCCUUAAGGUAAACUUGUAAUUAAGUUGUAUAACAUUAUAAACUGGAUCAUUUAACUUUUUUUUUCCUGUAACUAUACUAUAAUGAGCAACUUAUUUCUUCCUAAAUACUAAUUAUUUUGAGAUAAUGUAAACUAUUUAAAUUCAUGCAUAAAUGAUAAUCUACAAUAAUUUUAACAUAUGCAAAAUAAUGAAUUACCUUUUAAUCAAUGUAAUUUCUUUUAAACUCUUGUAUUUUUCCACACAUUUAUUAAAGCUUAUGCAAAUCUAAAGUUGUUGUGUCUAAAAUUGAGUAAACUGAAAUUCAAUGUUUAAUAUCAAGUCAAAGAGGAGCUUACAUGUUAGAAGCGCUAUCAUAAUGUUGUCUAUGGAUUGUUCAAAAGUGUUGUUUGCAUUCUGUAACAAAUUUAUUGUGUGCAUAUAAAUAUGGCAUUAAAAUAUCAACUACUUAAACAAAAAAUGUCAGUAUUGUACACAUGAAAUUCUAAAACUAAAUUAUAGAAAACCAAAUCCUAUCAAUCUCUGGAUCUGCUUUUACAUUUUCAAGAAAAGUAAAAACAAUUGAAUUUUAAUGUAAAAUUUGACAUCACUGGCUAAUGUCGGACUCAUCUCACACCCUCAGUAAAACUCAGCAUUGUGAUUUAAACGUCUAUACCAGGGGAUAGCAACGUUUAUGAGAUGAAGUUCCAACUUAAAAUUUUCCCAACAACUGUGCCAUCACCAACUAAUGCAAACUCUGUAGAAACAGCAUUUCCAAUAUAUCUGAGGAUGUAUUUAAUUCACAAAUAAUAGGUUAAAUAGUUUUUUUAAAUGUAUUU
Molecule: messenger RNA, 1712 nt
Organism: Oryzias melastigma (Indian medaka)
Lineage: Eukaryota; Metazoa; Chordata; Actinopteri; Beloniformes; Adrianichthyidae
Product: mesothelin-like
Exons: 5
Coding region: 80-817 (245 amino acids)
Biological process (GO): cell-matrix adhesion
Cellular component (GO): cell surface
Source: RefSeq, a predicted model, not a curated record